GACGAGGAAAUGGCCAGCUAAGCCAUCCAGCUAGUAAUUUGCUUGAAGGAUUGAGUACAGUAGCUCGACAGCUAGAGCUAUUAGUCUAAAGAGCUAGAUAGCUUGCUAACAUAUUUGUUAUCUGCUACGUCAGCCAUCUAUCAUAGUAUUUAGGAAUGCUCCAUAACUUGUCAGCAAACUAGCAAGACUAGCUAGCUAUUUCAAACAACCUUUAUUAUUGAAAUCUGCUAGAUGAUUACUGUGUGACUAGUAUGUGUCACGUUAGCUAGCUAACGUGUUAUGUUAUGUUAGCUAGCAAUCUAACGUUGGCAAGGCUCACAAGACCGAAGCAUAUAAAGAUACACCUGAUACAACAUUCAUACGGUGCUUGGACCAUAGCUGGGUUACGGUGUAACAUAGGUUAUCUCUUCUCGGAUCGACAAUGGCCUUCAGCAAAGGAUAUCGCAUUUACCACAAGCUGGACCCCCCUCCCUACAGCGUGAUAGUGGAGAGCAGAAACAAGGAGGAAUGCCUCAUGUUCGAGUCUGGCGCCGUGGCCGUUCUGUCGGCUGCCGAGAAGGAGGCCAUCAAAAGCACAUACACCAAGAUGGUGGACGCCUACGGGAUCCUGGGAGUCCUCCGGCUGAAUCUCGGUGACUCCAUGCUCCACAGUCUGGUGGUGGCCACAGGCUGUAGCUCGGUGGGGAAGGUCCAGGAGUCCGAGGUGUUCCGGGUCACCUCCACGGACUUCAUCUCCCUGAAGAACGACCCGGGGGACGAGGACAGGAUCGCGGACGUGAGGAAGAUCUUGAACUCGGGCAACUUCUACUUUGCCUGGUCGCACACUGGACUCAGCAUGGACCUGAGCCUGAACGCCCACCGCCGGAUCAAAGAGGACACCACAGACAACCGCUUCUUCUGGAACCAGUCGCUGCACCUGCACCUGAAACACUACGGGGUGAACUGCGACGACUGGCUCCUGCGCCUGAUGUGCGGCGGCGUGGAGAUCCGCACCAUCUACGCGGGCCACAAGCAGGCCAAGGCCUGCGUCAUCUCCCGCCUCAGCUCCGAGAGGGCGGGGACGCGCUUCAACGUCCGGGGAGCCAACGACGACGGGCAGGUGGCCAACUUCGUGGAGACGGAGCAGGUCAUUUUCCUCGACGACAAAGUGUCAUCUUUCAUCCAAAUCCGCGGGUCCAUUCCUCUGUUUUGGGAACAACCGGGAAUCCAGGUUGGCUCCCACCGUGUCAAGCUCUCCCGUGGGUUUGAGGCCAACGCACCAGCUUUCGAGAGGCACUUCAGUGCUCUGCGGAGGCUGUAUGGUAAACAGGUGAACAUCAAUCUGCUGGGGUCGAAGGAGGGAGAACACAUGCUCAGCAAGGCAUUCCAGAGUCACCUGAAGGCGUCGGAGCACGCGGGCGCCGUGAGGAUGGUGAACUUCGACUACCACCAGAUGGUGAAGGGGGGCAAGGCCGACAAGCUGCACAGCGUCCUCAAGCCCCAGCUCAGCCGCUUCCUGGAGGACUGCGGCUUCUUCUACUACUCUGCGGAGACCGGCGUCACCAGGUCUCAGAGCGGGACCAUCAGAACCAAUUGUCUGGACUGUCUCGACAGAACCAACAGCGUCCAGGCCUUCUUUGCCCUGGAGAUGCUGCCUAAGCAGCUGGAGGAGAUGGGUCUCACGGAGAAGCCCCAGCUGGUGGCCAGGUUCCAGGAGGUGUUCCGGGUCAUGUGGUCCCAGAACGGCGACUAUGUCAGCAAGAUCUACGCCGGCACGGGAGCCCUGGACGGCAAAGCCAAGGGGGGGAAGCUGAAAGACGGCGCUCGCUCGGUGACCAGAACCAUCCAGAACAACUUCUUCGACAGCUCCAAGCAGGAGGCCAUCGACAUCCUCAGGCUGGGCUCCACGCUGAACUCUGACCUGGCCGACAAGGCCCGCGCCCUGCUCACCACAUCCAGCCUCUACGUCACUGAGCCCAUCUUACAAUCAGCCUCUCCCCGGGUCUUACUGGGCAUGUGUCAGAACCACCACAAGUACACGCGCCCCCGCCGGGUCAGGGUGGGCGUGGGCACGUGGAACGUCAACGGGGGCAAGCAGUUCCGCAGCAUCGCCUUCCGCAACCAGACCCUCAACGACUGGCUGCUGGACGCCCCGCUGAAGGCGGGCUACCCAGACUUCCAGGACAGCAAGGCGAACCCCAUCGACAUCUUUGCCAUCGGCUUCGAGGAGAUGGUGGAGCUCAACGCUGGCAACAUCGUCAGUGCCAGCACCACCAAUCAGAAGCUGUGGGCAGCAGAGCUGCAGAAGAGCAUCUCGCGGGACCACAAAUACGUCCUGCUGGCCUCUGAGCAGCUGGUGGGCGUGUGCCUGUUCAUCUUCAUCCGCCCCCAACACGCCCCCUUUAUCAGGGACGUCGCCGUGGACACCGUGAAGACGGGCAUGGGCGGGGCCACUGGGAACAAAGGGGGCGUGGCCAUCCGCAUGCUGUUCCACACGACCAGCAUCUGCGUCAUCUGCUCCCACUUCGCCGCCGGCCAAUCACAGGUCAAGGAGAGGAACGACGACUACAACGAGAUCACGCGCCGACUCGCGUUCCCCAUGGGCCGCCUGCUGUACUCCCACGACUACGUGUUCUGGUGCGGCGACUUCAACUACCGCAUCAGCCUGCCCAACGAGGAGGUCAAGGAGCUGAUCAGGCAGCAGAACUGGGAGUCCCUGACCACGGGGGACCAGCUGGUGGACCAGAAGAACGCUGGCCUGGUGUUUAAAGGCUUCAUCGAGGGGAAGCUGGACUUCGCCCCCACCUACAAGUACGACCUGUUCUCGGAGGACUACGACACCAGCGAGAAGUGCCGCACGCCGGCCUGGACCGACCGCGUCCUCUGGAAGAGGAGGAAGUGGAACUUUGACAAAACCGCCGAGGAGAUGGACGGCGCCUCCGAGAGCGAAGGGGACCCUCAGGUCCCCUGGACCCCGGGGAGCCUCAAAUACUAUGGCAGGGCGGAGCUGAAGACCUCCGACCACAGGCCGGUGAUGGCGAUCAUCGACGUGGACGUGCUGGAGGUGGACCCGGAGGAGCGUCACCAGGUGUACAGGGAGGUGAUCGCCCAGCAGGGGCCCCCGGACGGCACCGUCCUGGUGGCCCUGUGCAGCUCCGGCCCCGACGACUACUUCGACGACGCCCUCAUCGACGAGCUGCUGGACAAGUUCACCGUCUUCGGGGAGGUCAUCCUCAUCAGGUUCGUGGAGGAGAAGAUGUGGGUGACGUUCCUGGAGGGCUACUCCGCCCUGGCCGCUCUGUCUCUCAGCGCCUCCACGGUCCUGGGCCACAUGAUCGACGUGCGUCUGAAGAGCCCCGGCUGGAUCAAGAGCCUGGAGGACGAGAUGAGCGUGGAGCGGAUCUGCGGCACCAUCCCCACCUCGGCCAGCUCCUCCCUGCUGGCCGAGGACGCGGACAUGGCGGACGACGACUACGACAUGGAGGGUGACGUGGACGAGGAAGUGGAGGAGAUCCUUCCCCAGCACCUGCAGCCUGGGGCGGGCUCCUCCGGGGCGGGCUCCUCCCCCGUCCCUUCCCCCCGGGGCAGCCCCUGCCACUCCCCCACCCACGGGGAACCCUCAGCCCCCAGCCGGCCCAGCAGGGCCCCCCCACGCACUGCCGGGCCCCCACAGGGGUGUCCAGCCGAGUACCAGCCGGGCGGUCCCCCAUCCCAGGGAACGGAGCCCAGGCGCCCCCCUCCCCCCCGGCCCAACGCCCCCCCGGCCAGACCGGCCCCCCCGCAGCGCCCCCCGCCCCCCUCAGGAUCAAAAAGCCCUGCGAUGGCUAGGCCAGACGCUGCCGGUCGAGGCCCACCAGGAGUCGGGGGCGUUCCCAGACCAAACAUUCCACCGCGGGCCGGCGUGAUCAGCGUGCCCCCCCAGGGCCGUGCCCUGCCCCCCUCCCACCCUGGAGCUCCCAGGCCCACCCCAGAGGUGCACCCCGGGGCCCCCCGGACCAUCCCGGACACCCACCCUGGGGCCCCAAGACCCGGCCCCGACGCCCCCGCCAAACCUGUCGACCUGCCUCUGGGCCCCCCGCCCACCGCGGCCCCUCCAGUGAGGCCCCAGGCCACUGCCUCUCCCAUGCAGAACCCCAUGGUGCCCCAGGCCACUGCCUCUCCCAUGCAGAACCCCAUGGUGCCCCAGGCCACUGCCUCUCCCAUGCAGAACCCCAUGGUGCCCCAGGCCACUGCCUCUCCCAUGCAGAACCCCAUGGUGCCCCAGGCCACUGCCUCUCCCAUGCAGAACCCCAUGGUGCCCCAGGCCAUUGCCUCUCCCAUGCAGACACCCAUGGUGCCCCAGGCUGCCCCCAGCCUCCAGCACCAGCUCCCCCCGCGCAUGCAGCCCAGCAUGCAAGCCCCUAUGCUGCCCCAGAUGGCCCCGGGCCCCCCCCAGGCGGGGUCAGCCACUGCCGUGCCCCUCCCCCAGGGCCUGGCCUCCCCCAAGCCCCCGCCGCGCUCCCGUUCUUCCCACGGCCUGCCACCAGAGGGCGCGGCCCCCACAGCGGCCCCCCCAGCCCAGACCAAUGGGAUGAACGGAAUCCAAAGAGAAGCACAAUGGAAGCCCGCCCCUUUCGACACGCCUGACCUGCUCUCCGCCUCCUCCUGGCUCAACACCCAGUCCCUCACCCGAGGCACCUCCCUGCGGGCGCCUCCCUCCGUGCCUGGCCCCUCCUCCUCCUCCGGGACCCUCCCCUCCUCCUUCUCCCUGGACUCGGCCCCUCUCUCCGCCCUGCUCGGGCCCGCCUCCCACUCCUCCUCGUCCUCCUCCGCCUCCUCCCUCUCCGCCCCCUCCCCCCUGGCGCCGUCCCUCCUCCCCCCUCCCCCGGUCCCGUCCCGGAGCCGGUCGCAGGAGGCCCUGCUGCGCGUCUCCCCCAACCCCUUCCUGACGGAGCCCGUCCCGGCCCGGCCCAACAGCACCAACCCCUUCACGGGCCCUCAGGCCCAGCAGAGCCAGCGGCGCUCCCUCACCCCCGACUUCCAGGCGCGGGCCUCCGGGCCGGGCCUCCAGAGGACCAUGUCUGCCUUCACCCAGCCCCUCAUCCCCAGCCCUGCCCCGGCCUUGCUCCCUACCCUGACCCCCACCCCGGCCCCGGUUCCUCCUCGCCCUCUCAGCAGAACCAUGUCCCUCUUCGUGCAGUCGUCCACCCUCCUUCCCCCUGCCUCGGCGCCUCUUCUCUUCAUCCCGGCCCCCGCCCUGCCAGCCGUGGCCCCUUCCACCAUCCCCGCCGCCCACCCCCAGCCUCCCCCGCCCGGGAAACGCCACCAGUGGGUCACCUUCGACGAGGAAUCCCACUUCCCCUCCCAGACCAAAGCUCCGCCGGCCGCGGCCCCCAUCUUCCCCUCCGGCUCCUCGCUCCCCCAGACCCAGACUCUGUUCCCCUGCUCGGGCUUCGACUCCGACCCCGGCUGGGGCGGCUCCUCCGCCGUCCCCUCCCUCCCUCCCCCCGUCCCAGCCAGGACUGCCCCCGGCCACCCCCAAGUCCCGGCCCGGCCCAGCGACGGCCUCCUCUUCCCCAAGGAGCUCACCGAGAGAUAGGACCCCCACCGUGUCAUGUACAGAGCAUAUCUAGAUGUAUAAUAGAACUAUGAUGUGUGUGUGUGGUUUGUACAAAGGCUAAUGUAUUUACAAAGUCAAGAGUGUUUUGCUUCCAAAUCCAACAAAAGGAUAUAUUUCUCACCUUUAGAGCAGUUAAGUGGGCACCAAAUGUGUGUUGGGUCCUGUUAAAGGCGACCCCCCCCCCCCCCCCCAACAUCCCCCAGCUCCCAACUCGGAUAUGAACAAUUGUGAAUAUAAAUGGUUCGGAUUUUAUUUUUGUUCUUAUCGUCGUGACCCGGAAACAUGUGCCUGUGUCUAUAUCGUUGUGUCAAGUCUCUAUCUAUGCGCACAAAUGUGGCUGAAACCUCCUGUGCAAUAUCGUCCGCAGCCGUGUCGUAUCGCACUCCGCGCCGCUCGGAGGCGCUCCCGCGUAAUCGCCAUGACGACCACACUCACCCCUCGGGACACCGCUGUCAAGUCAGCUGGCCCUAGCCCCGUCCUUCCUGUGAGAAAGUUUCACUUCCUGUUUCCCCCCCCCUCCCCACUGCUUAUUCUGCGGCAGGAUGCUCGCUUUGCAUGGGAAUAGUAUGGGCCACGAAACGCUAUUUCCUGCUAAGAGACUCCUCCCCUUCCACUCAGCCACUCACAGACCACUGGCCUGCCCAGGCGUGCGUUCCCAGUCUGUUGCAGUGUGUCUGCGUGUCUCACCCCCAGCCACUAGGGGGCUAGGGUGGUUCCUCAAGAAUGUAAAGUGAUCGUCGUUGCUCCCGUGUCGGGGAGGGGGGGGGGGAACGCAAUGAGGAAGACGAGACGUUGUUACAACCAAUCGCGCCGCGAACCUCCGCACGACCCGUGGUCAGGAUCUGACCCCGUACCAGUCCCCACGUCCUCUCCCUGAUCUCCGUUCGUCCGUAGAAACGAUGUGUUUAGCUGGGUGAAUUCGCCGUGUGGUCCUGUUCUUCCAGUACAUAGCGGCCGUCGUUACCUGCGCGUCUUCGGCGCAGAGGGAUUCGAAACGCCGCGUUCGCGUCGAGCGUGUCUCGCGAGGACGUGAGCGUGUAUGUGUACCGCGUGACGGUCCUCCAGUGUGUACGCUUGAGGGCCCCGCCAUCUCACGACAGGGAACUCAUGGAAGAUGACGACGGCUCCGGCCCUCAUCCUCCUCCACCUCCCUUCUCCUCCGUGUGUUUAGGACAUGGUAAACCAGUGGUUUGGUUUGGUCCAUUUUUAUCCAGAGCUUGGAACCUUCCAGUGCUGUAAAUUCUGAGAAUGUUGUGUGUUGCUUCUGUUUGGACAGGCGAAGAGGUGGUAUUAUCUAAUACGUCUUCACAGGCCCACAAGGCUGAAUCGGACCCCAGACAUAUCUGACAGGAAACAAUCGCGGGCGGCUUCUGUGGCGUGUUACAAAACGUGUAUUUUUCCGCAUUUUAAUUUCUCGCAAAGAUUAACUAUUUUCUUCUUCUUUUUCAAACAGAUGUAACUCAUGAUGAAUAUUUAUUAUCGGUACCGUGGUGAAGACGUACCUGUGUUGUAUUUGAGUUGUGUUGUCUGUCGUAGUGUGUGUGGUGUGUGUGUUCUGUGCGUGAGCGUGUACAGUGUUGGUGGGGAGCGUGUUAUCUAUCACAGUUUUCCACCUAAACGUUCCUCAAUGACUUCUCUAAAGUCUGUGCUCCAACCGACCAGGGUCAUUUACAGAGAUGCGGUGAGGAAAAAGUAUUGGAACGAAUUCAUGUGCAUUUGAUUCGCCUUGGGCUCUGCACUGAUGAAAGUGAUCCACCGGUCUCAAAAGCAGUAAGCCAAAUCGGGUGCAACCAACGAGUUCACAGUGUUGGAAAAUGGUAAUCGACCCAGAUCUGUCACAGUCACUAAAAUGAACUAAUAUUUGAGCUUCUUUGUCUUCUCCUUAUGCAGGGGGAAACAAACAUGUAUCUUUGUAUGGUUUCACACUGGAAGACAAACUUCUCAUUAGUAAUGACACUCAGUAACGGGGGGACUGCCCUGUUGCGGUUCCAGCGUAUCCAACCACAACCCCCCCCCCCCCUAAAAUACUGUUUAAAUGUGAGGUGGGGCUGAUCUCCACAGCACAGCCAUACUGCUUUCAGGUGCAUCUCUCAUCAUGUAUCGGAGGUGAACGGUGAUAUCUAGGCCUCUCCUGCGUGCCGUCUUCCCUGACCUGUGGUUGGUCCCCCUCCACAUUCCCUGACCUGUGAUUGGUCCCCUCCACAUUCCCUGACCUGUGAUUGGUCACCUCCACAUUCAGAGACACUUGAUGGUGGAUGUGGGCACUUAGUGUUCGCCCUGUCUGUUGUGAGUGUGUGUUGAAAGGUGUUCUUGUCAAAAUCCAUUGACACAUAUACAAAUAAUAAAAAAUAAAAAACACGAAUGCAAUUGUCACGACACCAUAUGGAGUAUCUAACCGUGUGGCGGAAUGUCAUUAGUAUUUUCUCCUGCGAGUUUCUCAGUGAGUGACAGGGGGGUGGCAUUGGCAUGUUGGGUAGGUCUACCGUGGUUGUUUUGUGUAAAGAGCAGUAUGAAGAAACUCAACCCCUUCCCAUGCCCCCUUAGACUUGAAACACACGCGUUCUGUACCAGCUUGAGGGGUUCUGUUUUUUCAAACGGAGCUGGGUAGUGCAGGGAGGGUCAGAGAUCAGAGUCUUAAAAUGCCAGCUAACUAAUGCUUCUCCUACAUAUUGUGCUUUGUCCAAACCAUGUACCAGCUGUGUCAUCACUGCAAUCCAAGGCUCUGGGUUGAGAUUGUUGACACUCUUAAGGCAGUACACUGUAAGCAAGUGGAUGAUGUCUGCCUGCGUACAAACUUGUAUUGGUAAUUGGAGAUUAUGUAACCACUUAAACACAAUUAUUAUGCUAUUGAGACAUGUGCAGUAAGUAGCUGAAGCGUUAUCUGUAGAAAUUUAGCCAGCGCUUCAUGUCAUGUUGAACAAGAGAUUUUAUAGGAAACAAAUGUACUUCUUUGUGAGGUGGGUGUCCCUUUAUAACUCAUAGUAAAGAAAAUUGUGUGUGUUGUUGACCAUAUUCUGUGUGUAUUAAAGAAAACAAGAACAUUGCAAUUCAUGUAUUAGUAUGAAAAGGUUCUGUAAUUUCAGUGCACAUCGUAUUGCACAAUUCUGUAUUAAGCAAUUUGUGUUGUAUGUAUGCAAUAAUAAAUGUAAAUUGACCUGAA
This is a messenger RNA of Osmerus eperlanus (European smelt), 8738 nucleotides long. It is a transcript of the gene synj1, whose product is annotated as synaptojanin 1. The record is from RefSeq and is a predicted model, not a curated record. Gene Ontology annotation, molecular function: nucleic acid binding; phosphatidylinositol-4,5-bisphosphate 5-phosphatase activity; SH3 domain binding. The transcript has 30 exons. Bases 422 to 5557 code for a protein of 1711 amino acids. NCBI's taxonomy places the organism in Eukaryota, Metazoa, Chordata, Actinopteri, Osmeriformes, Osmeridae. Gene Ontology annotation, biological process: phosphatidylinositol dephosphorylation; synaptic vesicle endocytosis.